UGUCCUGUGCUGCGCUGCCUUUCGACACAUCCAUCUGUUUGGCUGUCUGGUGUGCCGUAGAUCAGAUCGGGCCAUGAGGACGAAAUUCCAGGCGAUACUCGCUGUGGCCGGGCUUACCUCUCAUGCCGCGGCCUUCGUUCCCGUGCCUGCCUCGUGGUCGAGGCCGUCGGCCGUGGCUGCAGCAUCCUCGACGUCAGCUGAUAAAAGUCACUCGAAGACGAAUCGCGCAAGCUUGGCCAUGAAGAAGGAGCCUGCUGCUGGUGCUGGAGGUGGCAAGGCGGGAGCGAAGGGCGCAGCGGACGAGGCCAUCGACCCCAGGCGGCAGGCCCUGGACGGGGUGCUGCACCAGAUCGAGCGCUGCUAUGGGAGGGGGAGUAUUCUCAAGAUGGGCGACACCACCUCCAUGGACAUCGAGACUUCGUCAACAGGGUCUAUGACCUUGGACAUUGCCCUUGGUGGCGGCUACCCCAGGGGGCGCGUGGUGGAGAUCUACGGCCCGGAGAGCUCGGGCAAGACCACCCUAGCCCUGCACGCUCUCGCCGAGAUCCAGAAGACGGGGGGAGUGGCAGCCUUCAUCGACGCGGAGCAUGCGCUCGACCCGGCGUACGCGGAGAGGCUCGGGGUUGACGUGGCGGACCUGCUCGUCUCGCAGCCGGACUCAGGCGAGAUGGCCCUGGAUGUCGUUGAUCAGCUGGUGCGUUCGAACGCCGUCGACAUGGUAGUGGUUGACAGCGUGGCGGCGCUCGUGCCCCGAGCUGAGCUUGAGGGGGAGAUGGCCGACAUGCAGAUGGGGCUCCAGGCUCGCCUCAUGAGCAAGGCCAUGAGGAAGGUUACCGGUUCUCUCUCCAAGUCGCAGUGCACGGUUGUCUUCCUAAACCAGCUUCGCUCCAAGAUCGGGGUAAUCUACGGCAGCCCGGAGGUUACGAGCGGCGGGAACGCGCUCAAGUACUACUCCAGCGUCCGGCUAGACGUCCGACGCAAGGAGUCUCUUCGCGACAACGCCGGCAUCACCGUCAAAGUCAAGGUGGCGAAGAACAAGAUAGCGCCGCCAUUCCGAGUGGUGGAGAUGGACAUCCUGUUCGGCACUGGCAUUGACACGGUCAGCUGCCUGCUCGACGCGGCGGAGGACGCGGGUUUCUUCACUCGCAAGGGCUCGUGGUACAGCUACGAGGGCAAGAACGUCUCCCAGGGUCGCUUGAACACGGUGGCACACCUUAAGGAGAACCAGGCGUUGAGGGAGACGUUGCAAGGCCAGGUCCGUGCUCAUCUGCUGGAGGAGGCGAUCAAAGACCGCGAAGGCGGAGUGAAAGACACCCCCAUCACGGACCUCGAGGAUGACGUGUUUACGUCGUCGGCAGACGAGGGAGCCGCGGCAGCGGCCCCUGCCCCAAAGCCUCGCCGCCGGACGGCGGGUUCUGUUGAGGAGACCUUGGGCGUGUAAUUCAAUUAGUCUAGUAUGUGGCUUCACGUUUUACGGAGUGUUGCUUGCUGUCUUGAUUAAGUUGGCACGGCUGGUAGGUGUGAGGGGGCGGGCGGGGGCUUGGGCAGCUGGGAAGAAAAUUAAGAAGGCCGGGAAGCGUUGCGUACGUGGUGCAGUGUUACCGUGGCCGCUGACAGUCAUGUGUUGAUAUUCUAGCUUUUUCGUCCCUUUUGGCGUGUGAACCCCCAUGUCUCUGCCAGCUGGCAGGUCUUCCGAACAUUCCCUGCUGGUCUUAAAUGGCGGCCGGCGAAGGUUGAAGCGAGGCCACACGAAAUAUCGCAUCCCCUUUUUUUCCCCGGGUACAGCUGCGGCCUGGUAUCAUCCACCGCCGCCUGUGGUGGUUCUUGUUGGUAGUGUUGUUGGUAUGCUAACGUAGUGCCUUUUUGUGUCGGAGGUGGAAAUUUGUGUUGUGGAAAGAAGUAGAGAGCUUGUCCCUUGUUUUUUUCUCUGAGCUACGAUGGUAUGUAGGACGGUGAACUUCGUUUGAAGGUUUGUGAAUAGUUGGAGGAAAUUAUGUGUUAUGCUAUUGUUUUGGACGUAACGAAUCCCGCCCCACAAUGGUUGUUCACCUCUCCGUAUCGUGACUCUGUAAUUUGCACUGUUUAACCAAGGAGGGCGAACAAUGCUGCUGGCGAAGAGACCACGGUUGGGGUAUGGUUCCACAGACGUCUUUAUGAAGUCCUUCUGUAGCUCGCACCUGCUGCAGCUGCCGAAAAGUAAACGCCGCUCCUUCCAAACGUGUCCCC
Molecule: messenger RNA, 2226 nt
Organism: Ectocarpus sp. CCAP 1310/34
Lineage: Eukaryota; Phaeophyceae; Ectocarpales; Ectocarpaceae
Source: the annotation of a GenBank genome assembly